Messenger RNA from Oncorhynchus keta (chum salmon), 1285 nucleotides. Its product is annotated as leucine-rich repeat neuronal protein 4-like. Bases 138 to 902 code for a protein of 254 amino acids. The transcript has 2 exons. Lineage: Eukaryota; Metazoa; Chordata; Actinopteri; Salmoniformes; Salmonidae. The record is from RefSeq and is a predicted model, not a curated record.
GAUAGCAAUAGACCGGGUAGAGAAGGGGUAAGGGGAGGGAGAAAAGAAGGAGGGGAUUGUUGGGGAGUUAGGAAAAAUGUAUAAAAAGAGGGAGAGACAGUAAAAGAACAGAAAGUAAGAGAUUUCAAAAGCGAUUAAUGACUCGACUAUCAGAUGCAAUGUCCACCCACAAGGAUCCUCCACCUCCACUCAUAAUCUUCACACUGGCCCUUCUCAAUGGAUACUCCUCCUUCGCUGCACCCUCUGACGUCUCAGGGACCAACCACACAGCCACCCUUCCUCUAAGGCCACACGGACGCAUGUAUGAAAUGUUGGCGCUCUCCUCAAAUGAUGACUAUGACCUGAAUUGGGUCACCACUCCACCCCCGCCUACUCCCUCACGGGGCACCAAUCCUCAGUCCUGUGACUACAACCCCUGCCGGGAGCUACAGACCCCCUGUGCCCAGCUGGCAGCCUCCAGUAGCUGCCUGUGUCCAGGGGUGAGUGGGCCCCACGUGGCCCCAGAGCCUCCAGACCUUAAGAGACUGUCUAUGGAAGGGCCAGGGGUGGUUGUUCAGUGGUGUGCACCAUCGUCUGUUGUGACCCAUUAUGAGGUGGUGGUGGGUACCCUGGAGCCCCUGGUGUUUGGGGAGGACAAGAGGAGUGGUGUUGUGGGAAAGGUGGGGCAGGGGGUGGAGGUGUGUGUGGUGGCGGUGAAUGACGCAGGAGUCAGCGAGCGUCAGAGGCGGUCCUGUACGAUGUACCAGCCCCCUGGAGACAGUAGUCUGGCCCUAAAAGCUGGGCUGAUCGGAGGGGCCCUGGGGCUCCUGCUGCUCCUCUCACUGGCUGUCCUGCUUUGGAGGCACAGGGCUCGGAGAAAAGCAGAUGCCAGGAUCACCCGGGCCACGGAGGAAACACUAUGAAAGGACUGAAGGAAGGCUAUGGAAGAGGCUAACUCAAGAGUAGCUGUCCAGAACUGAGGCAUAUUUUACCAUAAGAGACUGUUGUCUGUCUGUCUGUCUGUCUGUCUGUCUGUCUGUCUGUCUGUCUGUGCGUGUGUACACGUACUGAACAGGAUGCUGAAUAGGCCUGUGCUCACCAAAAGGCAGGAGGCACUCAGUCAGUCAGGUGAUAUGAAACAGCUUCCUGUCUUCUAUACACAUCUCAAUUCAAACAAUGACUCAUCUCCUUUUGCUGACUUCAACUGCAUUCACAGCCCAGAUAAAAUGCUAAAGCAAAUACAUUCAAAAUGAAACAAGAUGCAGGUAACAUAACAUAAUAUAAUUAAAAAAUAUUAAAACAAUGA